Molecule: messenger RNA, 369 nt
Organism: Durusdinium trenchii
Lineage: Eukaryota; Dinophyceae; Suessiales; Symbiodiniaceae
Source: the annotation of a GenBank genome assembly
AUGGAUGCAGAAAUCGAUGUUGUGUUCGGUCAGGACAGGUCAGGACCUUCGCGUGUCCAGAGCUGGAAGCUUUUGGACGUUUGGAGUUUGGAGCUACCUGAGGUUACAAAUGCAAGCUUGAUCUCCUGGGUCUGCCUGAUCUUCUUCCCCAGCUGGCGAAAGCUUCCAUCUGCUGUGCUUCUGGGUCCGGUGAUCAAUGCCAUCUUCUACACCCUUAUAGCCGGCGCUGUUCUCAUAAGCGGAAACCAAGACGCCAAGAUCAACUUCAGUUGUCUGGAAGGCAUCCGUGCAAUGUUCGCAAACUCUGAUGCGUGUUUUGCGGGGUGGCUACACUAUUGUGUCCUUGAGCUGCAGGUUUUGCGGACUUGA